GCCAGAGCAUCGGGCCCCAUCUGCACGCCUCUCUCUCCCUCUCUCCCUCUCUCUGUCUGCUUUUAUCCGUGCAGCUCUCUCUCCCUGCCCCGCUCCUUCACUGCCAGUGUCGGCGGCAGCAGCAGCAGCACUGUCACUUUCAGCACACUGGGGAGGAAAUGUACUGAUACUACUGAGCAGCCCGGGAGCACAUCACCAUCUCCAUCAUCACCUCCAUCACCGUCACCGCAUCCCCCCUCGCGUCUUUUCGGGGCUUUUUUUUCCCGGAUUGAUUCGCAGCAUCGCUCUCAAGUCGUUUGUGGAUUAUUGUUCCCUCCUCAUCGACGGAAAGUGUGAAAUGGAGGAGUCCAGCUCUCAGAAGUUGGUGUGGGAUGGGGACGCCAAAGCGGUGCAGCAGUGUCUCACGGACAUUUUUACGAGCGUCUACACAACGUGCGACAUCCCGGAAAACGCCAUUUUCGGGCCUUGCGUGCUGAGCCACACGUCUCUGUAUGACAGCAUCGCCUUCAUAGCUCUGAAAUCCACCGACAAACGCACAGCACCUUAUAUAUUCAGGGUGGACACUUCAGCGGCCAACAGCACCUCGGAGGGCUUGAUGUGGCUGCGGCUGGUCCAGUCAGCCCGGGACAAAGAGGAGCAGAACCUGGAGGCCUACGUGAAGAACGGCCAGCUCUUCUACCGCUCGCUCCGACGCAUCGAGAAGGACGAGGAGUUGCUGGUCUGGUACGGCAAAGACCUCAUCGACCUGCUGCUGCUCAGUUCCAGCAGAGUGCCUCCCAAAAGCAAAGGUUCAUCCCACCACUCCUGUCCUGACUGCAGCCAGCGGUUCCAGUUUGAGUUCCCUUUCUUGGCCCAUCUCCGGUUCCGUUGCACCAAGAGACUGCAGAGCAUUGGUGCAGUCGACGAGGAGCACAGCAAAGACAGCAGCAGAGAGCGACCAAACUCAACCCCAACCAGGACCAGCCCAAAGGUGGUCCGUUCCGAAGGCUUCAGCAGUCCUCAGGACAACAAUAAACCCUCCACAGACUUUCAUAACCUGGCCAGGGAUCUAGAGAACAACCGGACCAGCCCGCCGAGUGACAAGGAGGCUGAGAUCUGCAGCGAGAGCUCGGGCAAGAGGAAGUUCUCCGAAAUAGAGGACAGGGAGUGCAGAGGACCCAGCCUUCCGCAGUCCAAGUCUAAAGACGAGCUUGCAACGUCUGUGCAGAAUUACAGAGGAGCGUAUGGCCUAGAGGAGAACCACCGGUCCUUCUCCCCACCAGGCUCCAUAGAGCUGGGGGAGGUAAAGCGCAGCGCCUUUACUGAGGUUAAGUCAGCCCAGAACUCUAAACAGCACAGCAGCAGCAAAAGCCUCCAGAGCUCCAACUCUGAAAACAAAGAUGGAGGUCGGCCCAGCAGCAACCCCUCGGAGAAGCACCUUAACAUCAGGUCUGUGCUGUCGGAGACGCAGCCGCCCCAAAGCUCGCCCAUGGGCAGUGCUUUCACCUCCGUCAGCCAGCAAGGAGGUGGCAGUGGUGGGGAGAGGAAGAGUGCCUUCAGUCAGCCAUCUCGCUCCUUUUCGCAGAUCUCACCACUGGUGAUGCCACCCAAGCUGCUGGACUGCCACCCAGCGGUGGGCGACACCAUCUCCUCCAACAGACUCUACCAGGCUGACCACCUUGCUGCCAAGCUGCAGGGUGCAGAACUGGGCGCCAACUGCCCCGUGCCGGGCGGCAUGGCCAAGCAGAACCCCUUUGUCUACGCCACCGCCUUCUGGCCCAAGAACUCCGGACCUAUCCAGCUUCAGAUGCCCUCAGCUCUCACCCUGCUGCCUCCCUCAUUCACCUCGCUCUGUCUGCCCGCUCAGAACUGGUGCGCCAAGUGCAACGCUUCCUUCCGCAUGACCUCAGACCUGGUUUACCACAUGCGAUCCCACCACAAAAAGGAGUACUCCAUGGAGCCUCUGGUCAAGCGGCGGCGCGAGGAGAAGCUCAAGUGCCCCAUAUGCAACGAGUCCUUCCGGGAACGGCAUCACUUGUCACGUCACAUGACCUCCCAUAACUGACUUUUUAAAACUAACAAGGACGAGACUUUUGUUUAACAUGGACGGAUUGUCAACCUGCCUGGAUUUAAGCACUCCGACUGGAAAUAGACCACUUAAAAACACAAGAACACCCCUUGCACUUACUUUCACUUUGGACUUUAAUCUUUGAAUUCCUUUUCUGUCUGUUUGCUUUUACUCCCCUGUAAAAACAAUUAAUGUUUUGGGUGUAUGCAAAUGCGUUUUGACUUCAAAAAUGAAUCUAUUUAUGAAAAGUUCACUUAAAAGUUUGAGAAUAAGGGAAGAUUUAAAUAUGUGUAAUUGUACAGUAAGUUGUAUUUUAUAUCAUAUAAAUGCAAAUAUAGAGAAAAAUUACAAAUGUAGUCAUACAUCAUGGUUUACAACGCAGCAAGUUUUUUCAUGUCUACAACGAAUAUGGACACAAAUUGGGGAUAUUAUGUCAGACUAUAUUUCAGAGUGCAUGUAAUAUUAAAUGAUAUUGAUUUAAGAUGCAGUCUAUACAUUACAAUGUAAAUAAUUUGUUUUAUUUGAAAUACAAAGUGUAAUAUUUUGUGUCAG
Molecule: messenger RNA, 2599 nt
Organism: Oreochromis aureus
Lineage: Eukaryota; Metazoa; Chordata; Actinopteri; Cichliformes; Cichlidae
Gene: prdm8b
Product: PR domain containing 8b
Exons: 4
Coding region: 338-2044 (568 amino acids)
Biological process (GO): regulation of DNA-templated transcription
Cellular component (GO): nucleus
Molecular function (GO): protein binding
Source: RefSeq, a predicted model, not a curated record